Messenger RNA from Penicillium pulvis, 1140 nucleotides. RefSeq names its product AIM24 family protein. The transcript has 5 exons. Bases 1 to 1140 code for a protein of 379 amino acids. Lineage: Eukaryota; Fungi; Ascomycota; Eurotiomycetes; Eurotiales; Aspergillaceae. The record is from RefSeq and is a predicted model, not a curated record.
AUGUCUGCCCCGGCUCACCAGACAACAUUUUCUCUACCUCCCCAACAAACCUUUCCCCCACCCCAGCAAGCCUUUCCUCCACCCCCGCAGGCAUUCCCUCCGCCUCCCCAGGCCUCUCCCCCACCCUCGCAACCAUCGCCUGCUUUACAUGGCUCCUUUGCAAAUGCACCCCCACAUAAUUUUAGUUACCCUCCUCCACCCAGGUCCCAACCAACCAACAACGUAUACCCGGGACCACCCCCGUCUGUUAGCCCUCCAAUCCAGAGCCCACCACCGGAGAGUCAAUACCCCCAGGAUAAGACACCUUCCUACAACCAGCCGAGCGCUUCUGCGUUCCAGCAACCAGCUGCUGCCAGUAUCAGCAGAUCUGAGUCUCAAUCGUCCUCAUUGAACCGAAUGGAAAAGAUCCCCGGAGGAGCCCCCUCAUAUGGAGACUUCAAAGGAACAACCGCAACACACGACGACAAUGUCGGUACAUUCAACGGAGGAAGUUACAGAAUCAGUCAUCGUGAUUCGAACUCUCUCUUGACAAUCCAGCUAGCCAUGGGUGCGCCAUUGAUUGUUAAACCAGGUGCCAUGCUUGCAAUGUCCCCCACGAUGACCCUUCGAGGUGAAGUCCAUUUCACAAUGAAGAAACUGCUAGCCGGAGGCAAAAUGGGCAUGUCUACCUUCACAGGACCCGGAGAACUCCUCUUAGCCCCCUCUGUCCUAGGCGACCUAAUGGUGCUGCCCAUCCGCCCAGAAAAGGAAUGGAUGAUCGGAAGAGACGCCUUCCUAGCGCAUUCAUCUGCUGUCAGCCACGAAUAUGUGACUCAGGGUCUAACGAAGGCAAUGUUCUCCGGAGAGGGUUUGUUCGUGUACAAGAUCUCAGGAACCGGGCUACUUUGGAUCCAAAGUUUCGGCGCAAUCGUCAAGAAAGAGCUUGUGGAGGGUGAGAAAUACUACGUUGACAAUGGUUAUCUUGUUGCGUGGAAUUGCGAUUACACACUUGAACGCGUUGCGUCAGGUGGAAUUUUGUCUGCCUAUUCUUCUCAUGAGGGUCUUGCUUGCAAGUUUAAGGGUCCUGGAACAGUUUAUUUCCAGACUAGGAACUUGAAUACCUUUGCUAUGCAGAUGAAAAUGAGUACGGCGAGUGGGUGA